ACUUUCCCUCUUCCAAAUCUGUGAUCUUAAUUAAGAUUCCAAAAUAGAAUCCAUCCAGAAAUUUUCGCCAGUGAAAACACGGAAAGUAAAAAUGAACGGAAAAUCCAAAUCGAAGAAAAUGUCGGAAAAACUGAUGAACUUUACAAUCACCCCUCCCAAACUGAAACCAAAACGAAGAAUCGGCUUGCUUCUUUCUGUCUUAAAGGCACUGUCGUGUAUUCUGGGCCCCUUGACAGUCCCAACUAUUGUUUACGGCGUAGAAGGUUGCACUACUCUCUUCUGGUGGACACUAGGAAUCUCAUUUUUCAGCAGUCUUCUCCUACUGACUUUCGACAUUCAGAAGGUCAAAGACUUAAAAGAAUAUUUUAAAAUCAACCAAUGUGGUGGAAUUCGAUGCUUGAUAAAAUUGGGAUUGAUGAUUUUAGUGUGUGGAGGAGGCACUUACGCUUACCACAUACACUUCUACGAACUUUUCAGUGCCUGCCUCUUCGUAACUGGGGUUAUUAUAGGAACCUUCUUCUCAGACAUUACUGUCUGGUGGAAUUUUAGGAAAAAUAAGAAUUUACCAUAUGUGAAUUUCACAAAAAAUUCGCCGACACCAAUACGGCCAACAUUUCUUGAUCUUAGAAGAAAGUCGCUCAAUGCCCCAAGGUGUGCCUCGAAUCUUCUGCCUUUGAAGAGGCAGCUAAGUUCCCCAACAAAGAAGCCUUCGAAUUCCUUAAAUUCCCCAACACUGGAUGAGGUGAAAUCUGUGCCACUGUCAGCCAGAAGUCCGAGUGUUUCUAUGAGCCCAGUGUUGCUCAAGUAUCCAUCUUUAAGUUCUUCCUCUGCAGAAUCGGAUGUACCAGAGGUCCCACAACAGAUUUCCAUUACCACACCGACCAAAAGACGGGUGAUUUCAGCCGGUUUGAUUUCUCUCAGUCCUUUAGCAAAUACUCCAAAGACAGCACCAGCUCCCAAGAGACGGUUGGAAUUACCGGGGCGCAUCAAUCCUAUUCCAAUGCGGCCUUCGGAUAUCUCGUAUCAUCAAACAACGCCAACGUUCACGUACACUGAAUGCAACGUCGAGAAUUUGCUGUCUCAGAACUACAGUCUCUUCCAUAUGUGAAGCAGACAGGAAAAAAAGUAAAUUUUAAACACAUUUACAAACUGUAAGUUUUUAGUAAAGGUAUUUUUA
This is a messenger RNA of Argiope bruennichi, 1177 nucleotides long. RefSeq lists its product as uncharacterized. NCBI's taxonomy places the organism in Eukaryota, Metazoa, Arthropoda, Arachnida, Araneae, Araneidae. Bases 92 to 1108 code for a protein of 338 amino acids. The transcript is spliced from 2 exons. The record is from RefSeq and is a predicted model, not a curated record.